This is a messenger RNA of Mycena indigotica, 1332 nucleotides long. Its product is annotated as Arrestin-N domain-containing protein. The coding region runs from base 1 to 1332 and encodes 443 amino acids. NCBI's taxonomy places the organism in Eukaryota, Fungi, Basidiomycota, Agaricomycetes, Agaricales, Mycenaceae. The record is from RefSeq and is a predicted model, not a curated record. The transcript is spliced from 6 exons.
AUGGCACACCCAGAACCCCCCUCUUACCUCGAUAACUUGGACUCAGACCUCCCAGUCUACGAUGAACUCCCGACUCAGUCUGCUGUACACAAUUCGGAACCCCGCCCGUUCGAGUACCAGAUCAAGGACAGCAAUGGCUGGUGGGCAAUGCUGACCGUCAAGGGGGACGGAAGACUUUCAAACGCGACCGAACCAACGAUUUUGCAAGGCACUAACGUUACUGGCUCGGUUAAACUAGCUCUACGAAAGGCCGAGCCGAUUCAGGCAAUCCAUAUUACGGUUCGAGGUGAGGUGCUUGGCGGCACACCCGCAGAAAGCACCGGUGUUCCCAUCGUGUUUUUGAAGGUCAAGAAGGCGCUUUGGUCUUCUUCCGAAGGAGACACCAAUGAGCCAUCCAAGACGGAAUCGGCUUCGGGUCUACCCCUCCAAGGCGACUACCACUGGCCGUUCUCUAUCGAACUACCUGCCGAGAUCACAAACAACAACAAAAGCUACAGGCUUCCCAAGUCGUUUGGCACUGGAAUUGGGUACUUCACCUUGCAGUAUGUGGUCGAGUUGCACAUUGUCCGGCCCGCGCUUCACUUGGGAAGAGAUGAAAAACUUCCUGUCAUAUUCAACUACUUCCCCUUGAGCAAGCCUGCAGCGCCUUCACCACUUCGUGCUCUCGCAUAUCAAGAGAAUAGUCCAUUGCUAGGACCAGAUGCUGAUCCAGAGGGUUGGAAUACCAAGUCUUUCAUUAUUAGUGGCGAGAUCUUUAGCACCCGCAAAGUGGACAACAUCCUGGUUAAGCUCUCUCUCGCCAAGCCUCUCUCAUACACCCGUUCUGUGUCAAUCCCAUGUGCCCUUACGAUCGAGUCCACCGAUCAGGAAGUUGUCGAUCUAUUGUCAAAACCCGAGGCUCCAAUGAUUUACCUUGAGUGUACCACCCAGCAAAACCCUCAACAGUAUCGCACGACCAUGGAGCCAUGCGCCAAAGCAUCACUUUGGACGCCACCUGGAGGAGAGCGGGGUCAGCUUAUGGGCGAAAUCCACCUCAAGCCCACUUUGUACCCCAGCACAAACUUCGCCGCAUAUGGAUACCGUGUUGUGUACACCGUCGCUCUGUUUCCUUUCCAAGCCAUAGGUUUCAAACAGACCGGCGACAUCGAGCCGGUUGAAGGGAGCCGUCAAGUUGUCGAGAUAUGCACCCAGUAUGCUCCCGGUCCACGUCCGAAGACAUACAGUCCUGUCCCGGGGCCUGGUGAAGGACGAAGUGACGUAAUUGACUCGUAUUAUCGGCUGCGAGCGGCGACGACGAUGGAAGUCGCAUCAGAGGAACCACUUUGGGAGUAG